Molecule: messenger RNA, 3155 nt
Organism: Carassius gibelio (silver crucian carp)
Lineage: Eukaryota; Metazoa; Chordata; Actinopteri; Cypriniformes; Cyprinidae
Product: NACHT, LRR and PYD domains-containing protein 12
Exons: 10
Coding region: 1-2970 (989 amino acids)
Molecular function (GO): protein binding
Source: RefSeq, a predicted model, not a curated record
AUGGCAUCUGUCAAAGAGCUGCUUGUGUACAUGCUGAAAGAGAUGGAGGAAGCUGAGCUGAAGGAGUUUCAGAGGCACUUAAAGAAUCAUGAUGUAUCAAAGUUUGAAAUGGAGAAUGCAGAUAGAUUAAAAACAGUGGAUAAGAUGGUGGCAUGUUUUGGAUCAGAAGAAGCUGUGAAGAUCAUGGUCAGCAUCUUGAGAAAGAUGCAUCAGAUUAAUCUCGCUGAGCAGCUGGAAAACAAACACAAGCAAGGCUCAACUGCAGAUAAAAGUCAAGCUGCUCUUCAUGAUUACAUAAAAACCAGCCACAGACUGAAGAACAAAUUAAGUCUGGACUAUAAGCGGAUAUUACUUGGUAAUUCUCAAACAAGUCAUUGGGAAUGCCUGCAUGAUAUUUACUCUGAUUUAUAUGUGGAGGAUAAUGAGACUGGAGUGAAUAUCCACGAAGUGAUACAGAAGGAAUCAAAUAACAACCGUUUGGCUGCCAAGGAGACGGCAAUAAAGUGUAAUGACAUGUUUAAAGCUCUGUGUGACAAACAAAACAAAAUAGUGCUGACAAUGGGGAUCGCAGGAGUGGGAAAAACAGUAUCUGUCAAUAAAUUCAUCCUUGAGUGGGCUGAAGGAAAAGAAAAUCACAUAGUCAUAGUCUUCAUUUUUCCAUUUUCAUUCCGUAGACUGAAUUUGAUUAACGAAGAUUACAGUCUCAUGGAUCUGCUUAACAAUUACUUCUUUAGUGGUCCUGAAGAAUUGCCCUCUCUUCCUGAAGGUGAUGGUAAGGCUAUGUUCAUCUUUGAUGGCCUGGAUGAAUGUCGCUUCCCUUUAAGCUUUAAAGAGAAUGACAGAUUUACAGAAGUGCAUGAAAAAACAACAGUGACUAAGAUAGUAACAAACCUGAUCAUGAAACACCUGGUUCCCUCUGCUCGCAUCUGGAUUACUUCCAGACCAGCAGCAGCCAGUCUGAUACCCCGUGUCUACAUUAAUCAAAUGACAGAGGUGCGAGGAUUCAAUGAGGAGCAGAAAGAGCAGUACUUCAUAAAAAACAGCAGUCCUGAGGUUGCUGGAAACAUUAUCAGUCACAUCAAGAAAUACAGAAACCUGUACAUAAUGUGCCACAUCCCUGUCUUCUGCUGGAUCUCUCUCACAGUACUUCAGCCUCUACUGGCUCAAAAGAGCAAUGACAAAACACCCACAACUCUCACAGGGAUGUACAUUAACUUCUUACUUACUCAGCAUAAACAGAUCAAAGCAAAAUACAGUGAUGACCCUAAAUUGAUUGCCAAUGCAUGGGCCUUUGAUCAGAUUCUUUUGAAGCUUGGGAAAUUGGCAUUUCAACAACUGGAGAAAGGUAAUUUGAUUUUCUACAAAGAAGAUCUUGAGGAGUGUGGUCUAGAUGUUAGUGAAGGGUCUGUGUUCUCUGGGUUAUGCACUCAUAUAUUUCAGAUGGAAAAAGCUGUUUCAGAGAGAAUGAUUUACAGCUUUGUACAUCUCAGCAUCCAGGAAUUCAUUGCUGCUCUUUAUGUGCAUUUGAUCAGCAAAGAUGGGAAAACAAGCCCAUUUCUUCAGUCCUGUAGAAGAAUAGUAACAUGGAAACUGUUCAAAAAGCCACUGUUUCUGCUUCAUAAGACUGUAGUCAAGAAGGCUUUACAAAGUGAGAACAGACCCCUAUACCUUUUCCUCCGGUUCCUCCUGGGUCUUUCACUGGAGUCAAACCAGAGUGACCUGAAGGAACUACUGCCAGGACUGGAACUCAAGACAGAAAAGCUCCUAAACUGUAAUCUCACUGCUCAGUCAUGUGAGAGUUUGUCAUUAGUUUUACAAUCCUCGAACUGUGUCCUGAGAGAGUUGAACCUGAGUAAAAAUGACCUGCAGGAUUUAGGAGUGAAGCUUCUUUCUGGUGGACUGAAGAAUCCAAACUGUCAGCUGGAGAUACUGAGGCUCCUAAACUGUAAUCUCACUGCUCAGUCAUGUGAGAGUUUGUCAUUAGUUUUACAAUCCUCAAACUGUGUCCUGAGAGAGCUGUACCUGAGUAACAAUGACUUGCAGGAUUCAGGAGUGAAGCUUCUUUUUGGUGGACUGAAGAGUCCAAACUGUCGGCUGGAGAUACUGAGAGCCUACUACAGGAAAAUGAGCGGUGAACAGGUGGUUCGAGUAAUGAUGGAGCGACUUCAAUCUCGACUUGAGAAUAUUUUCAGUCGGCAACCUCUGGACCUAGACUAUUUACAGUUCAUAUGCAAACAGGAGAUGGUGUUGUUCAGUGCAUUUUCUGAUCAGAUUUCUCUUCCUGAGAGUAUUGUGGAUGGUCUCGCAGAGCUGUACAGAUUAGUAACAGAGGAAAAAUCAAAUAAAGUCGUGGAAGUGUUAAUUCAAGUAACUCAUGGAGCAGCUGGACGUCCACGCUUUGAUGUGUCGCAAGAUUACCUGCUGCAUCCACUCCAUCAAGGUCUCCCUGUGUCAUGCAUUGCCAGUCUUCUUGGAGUGUCUAGGCGGACAGUGUACAGACGAAUGGCAGAUUUAAACAUCACAGUUAGAGGUCUAUACAGUACUUUAUCAGACUCAGAACUUGAUAACCUUGUUGGUGAAAUCAAAGAAAGCAUGCCACAUGCAGGUUAUCGGCUUGUUAAGGGGAGUUUGCAAGCCAGAGGACAUCGGGUUCAGUGGGAGAGAGUUAAGGCCUCAAUGCAUCGUGUUGACACCAUGGGUAUCCUUUUUCGUUUGAACAUGCUAGGGUGUGUUGUGCGGCGCAAAUACUCUGUUGCUGGACCGAAAGCACUUGUACACAUUGACACGAACCACAAACUGAUCCGGUACAAUAUAGUCAUCUUUGGUGGCAUUGAUGGAUUUUCCAGAAAGAUCAUGUACCUAGGUGCUGCAAAUAACAACCUGUCAUCUACAGCCUUGGCCUUCUUCAAGCAGUCCAUUGAACAUCAUGGAUUUCCACUGAGGUAUUUUAAUAAACAACUAAAACAAUAAUAGUUGCAGCAACAUCUAAAUAUGAAAUGCAUACAUAUAUGUAUAUAUGUGUUUGUGUGUAUGUAUCAAGUGGAAAUGUAAAGUUUAAAUGCAGAGAAACACUCACAUGUGUUUACUGUAUGAGUGGGUGUUCAGUUUUUCGGUUAACCCUGCUAAUUCUAGCAUUAAACAGUAUUGAGCUGAAA